This is a messenger RNA of Orbicella faveolata, 2932 nucleotides long. Its product is annotated as glutathione hydrolase 1 proenzyme-like. Lineage: Eukaryota; Metazoa; Cnidaria; Anthozoa; Scleractinia; Merulinidae. Gene Ontology annotation, molecular function: glutathione gamma-glutamate hydrolase. Gene Ontology annotation, cellular component: plasma membrane. Gene Ontology annotation, biological process: glutathione catabolic process. The record is from RefSeq and is a predicted model, not a curated record.
AAUGGAAUUUACUGUAGUCACUGCCACAGUAUGUGUAUGGGUCUAGUAUGCAAUUAAAAGUUUGGUCAUAAAGAUCAGCUCCGCGUGCGCAAACAAACCACUAUAUGACUGUUACAGCAUCGUUCUCGCAUCGCGCUUCGCGCGCGCUUGUGUAUCGCGCUAGAGCCCGCUAAUAUAAUCCGCCUGUACUGCAGGCGAAAGCUAGUGCAAUAUCCAGGAUGGGCAGAAGUUUUGUGACGUGGCUUUGAUUGUUGUGAAAGGAGUCUGGGAACCAGACUGCAGUUUAUACCGAAGGAACAGACAUAUUUUUAAGUGUGAUUCGCCGAUAUCAAAACAUUGCUGUGAAUAAAGGGUCCUGCCAUUGUGGACUGAGAUAAAACAAUGACCGUUGAAGCAUUGACACAAGAGCUGAACAGUUUUACGGAGGACACAGUGAGUCUUAUUAGGCAUGAUGGCGUAGAGCAGACUGGGCCUCUAAGCAGUGGAAGCAGCUUGGGCAAAAAGCGCAACAGACAACGGGAGAUACGUAUGAUCGUAGUAGCCUGCUUCAUUUUUGGUAUUGCGGUAACAACUGCUCUUAUCAUUGAUGUCUUCACAGGCAGUCAUCAUACAGGUACUUGUUUCAAAUUGGUUUGUCAUGUUUAUGUUUUUGUUCACAGUGGUGGUUUCAUGCUGACUGUAGCUUCCCAAAAAGAUGAAGAAGUAGCUGAGGUGAUUGACUUCAGAGAAGUUGCUCCCUUAGCUGCCACUAGAGAUAUGUUUCGUGGCAAUAAAUCGCUUGCAAGAUGGGGUGGUUUAUCAGUAGCUGUCCCAGGUGAAAUCAGAGGAUUUGAGGUAGCUCACAAGAAACAUGGAAGGGAAGGCGACAAAAUGAGUAAUCCAGCUCUGGCUGAAACAUUGCAGCAGAUUGCAGACAAAGGGGCUGAUGUCUUGUAUAGUGGACCCAUAGCUGAUGGCAUUGUUGCUGCAGUAUGUUCUAUUCUUGUGCUUUCUCAAUUAAGUGCUUUUGCAGAACUUCUGUUGGGAAAGUGCUGGAAACUGUUGCCAGUCACCUUACAGAACUUUUCUUUCGUCUUUUUUUGUGUUUUAGGUUACCAAGUGAUUACAACUCCUUUGCCUUCAGGUGGACCAGUGCUUGUUUCAAUGUUGAAUAUUCUGGAAGGUUUUAACUUUACAGACAAAGACCAGGGGAAAAGCCUUACUUAUCACUAUAUUUUAGAGGCUAUGAAAUUUGCUUUUGCUCAGAGGUCCCUGCUUGAGGAUAGUGAUAACCUGAAGAACAUCACAACGCAAAUGUUAAGCAAGGAACAUGCAAAAACUCUCAGAAAGAAAAUCUCUCCUGACAAAACUUUUGAGCCAUCUUACUACGGACCUUAUCUGAGCCAAGCGGAGUCUCAUGGCACUGCGCAUGUGUCAGUUAUUGGACCUGAUGGUGAACUUGUAAGCGUCACCAGCACAAUCAAUGAGUACUUUGGCUCAGGAAUCAUGACAAAGAAUGGGAUUAUUUUAAACAAUGAAAUGGCAGACUUUUCUAUUCCUGGAGUCACGACGAUUGAUGGAGCUGGGCUGCCAAUGGUAAGUAGAAAAAUUCAGCAUAUACAUAUAACAAUGACACUUACUUUUCUUUCUCUCUUCUUAUGUUUUUUUUUUCAGAAGCGUUGUUGGUUCCGUAUGUCACUGGGAGCAGCUGGUGGCGACCACAUAACACCAGCUGUAGCUGAAGUUAUAGUCAAUCAUCUUGCGUUCAACGACUCGUUGAGUCAAUCUAUAGAAAAACCAAGAGUAUAUUAUGCAAUAAGAAGUGGCAUUCCAGAAAUUGAAGCUGAUAAGUUUCAAGACAGUGAAACCGCAAGGAGUAUAGUGAAUGAUCUUCGAAACAAAGGUCACAACAUAACGGAACACGCUGGGCUAGCGGAUGUGAAUGGAUUAUCGUAUUUUAAAGAACAAGUCACGGCUCACGGGGACAGUAGAAGAGGAGGAGGUCAAGGAAGUGCUCAGUUUUAACGCUCGACCAGUAAAAUAUGAAUUUGUGCCGAUGACGCCCAGUGAUGUCACGAAUGCAAUCUCAAGCAGUUAUUUAUCUUGUACUAAAUUUCAUGGAUGGGUUUUUGGAAACUGGGACUCAUAAUCAACUUUGUAGGUCCAGGGAUAACCAUGUAAAUAUUGAGAACCAAUUCCAUAGCCAUGGCUAUUGCUAUAUAAAUCCAGCUACUGUCCAGUAAUUUCUCACACUGGACGCCAAAUGGUGUGUUUUUACUGUACAAAUUGGGAAAUACUAACUAAAUUAGAAAUUUCUUAAUUGCAAGUUAUUUGUCAAACUCAGAACAAACGCUGUAGAACUGCGAAUAACGAGAACUGAACCGGCUCGGUCCCAGGCCGCCUGGUUGAAACCUAUUCGUUCCCACCUGUACUCUACAAACUAAUGUAAAUAAAAUGUUUACACAAACAGCAAAUGUGAUUGGCGCGCUUUUUAAGUUAUAACGGGCUUUUUAAUAAAAGGGUAGUACUUUGAAUGCGUGUAGAUCGUCCUUUUAAGUAAAUUUAUUAAUUUCGGUUUGUUCGCUAUAACCACCGCACGCAGUGCAGUUACCGAGCGUCAUCUCGCUCUCAUUGAUGCUUUCAGUAACGCAUCAGUCAAUUUGAGCUGUGCCCAACCCCUCGGUCAACAGCCGGGCGUUUGGCAAUUUGGUGUUCUUGGAGACCAGCAUGUCGAAAGAGAGUAGUAUUUUGAAAAUUUCUGUCCUGGGAUUUCUUGUUCAUUCCGUUAUACUUCUAGCUUUCGUACGGAUUUUGCAAUACAUGAAAUUGCCAUCUCUGUUAUACACCAGCCAAGUGUACUUUUUCGGGCACGGCUCGAAAAGUUUUCAUCGUUUGGAACUGGAAGGAGUUACCUCUGUUGUCGAUUGUGUCAAAUGUGUACCAAUUCCUGUUA